GCUGCAUUGGUCUCUGUACGAUGUAGUAUCGGGAUGAGAGGCAGAAUGACAGCCCAGGGGGAGGCUGCAGGGAGCAGGUAGCAGCAUGGUGGUCUCUCUCCAGGUUAUUUCCACUCGGGGAUACCUGGAGUAGCGCAGGAACUGUCACAUGUUCAGUUGCGCGCCCCCCCCCCCACCAAUGAAGAGGAAGCGGUGCUGCGCAGGAAUCGCCAUUGCUUCGUUGGGAUUGGCUGGCCAGUGAGCGGAACAUAAUGAUGGCAGGAAUGAGGCCCAUUUGGGGCCACUGGAUCCUGAUUUUCUGGCUUGGAACCUGUGCCGAGGCCCUGACCAGAGCUACGGGCAGCAAACCUGCAGAAUUCGGCAAGCGCUACACCGGGUUUGUGGAUAAGAACACGGAGGAGCUCUACUCGUUCAGUUACACCAGCAAAAAUGAUACGGUGGAUGCUCUCCGGGUGUUUGUAAGUUCCAAUUCAAUCAACUUGGAGUUCCCGGUGCUGUUUGUGGUGCGGCAGCAGAAAGCCAUCCUCUCCUGGCAGGUUCCUAUGGUCUUCAGAGGAAAUUUCCCAAGGACGUACACUUACCAGGAUGUCAGCCGCACGCUGUGUCCCACCGAGCCCGAGGAAGGGACGGGGUCCCAGGAGCAAUUUAUAUAUAUCGACAUCGCCUCCAUGUCGCCCUCUAUUGUUCAAUAUGAGCUCAUGGUGACCCGACUGCUUUCCUUCCAGCUAAAGACUUCUGUUCCUUUCAACUUCAGUGCGUCACCAUCUCAGCCUCAGUAUUUUCUCUACACGUUUCCUGAGGGCGUCGAUUCCGUCAUCAUCAAAGUGAAAUCUCCUGAAAACUACCCCUGCUCGGUGGUGUCGGUGCAGGACAUUUCGUGCCCAGUGUAUGACCUGGACUAUAAUGUGGAAUUUAAUGGCGUCUACCAGACCAUGACAAAGCAAGCCGCCAUCACGGUGCAGAGGAAGGAAUACCCUGGGGGCAAGUUUUAUGUGGUGUUUGUCAUCAAACCUGAAGAUUAUACCUGCGGAGGGACCGUGCCCCAGUCCACUCAAGGGUCAGGAAAUCACACCUGGAACCUGAAGAGGGUGAAACACAUGGAGGUGACUGUCAGCCCAUCAGUAAAAGACUCAGUGUACGUUCAGGCUACACUUCUGUGUCUGCUCUACUUCCUGAUCUUCUACGUGGGAUCCCUAUUGGUGGCGUUUGUGCACUACGUAAGCAUCCACAGGAAGGAAAGGAACCUGAAGGGCAGCCCCGACGAGGGUGAAGGCACCGUGGCCGCCUCCCACCCCAUUACGACCAGUACCCCAGAUGGAAGCAGCUAUGGAGCAAUAGAUGAGUCGAGCCCCGGGGCCCGAAAGAUGACUCCUCCUCCCAUCCCUCGACCCCGCGUGUACUCUGAUAGCUCCGCGGAUGAAGAGAGCGACUUUGAUGCCAUCCCGGAAAUGGAGACCGACAAGAACGUCAUUCGGGCAAAGACGUUCCUGUAUGUGUCGGACCUGGCAGUGAAAGACCGCAGGGUUGUGAGCAAAAAGUACAGGAUUUAUUUUUGGAACAUAAUCACCAUCGCAGUGUUCUACGCUCUGCCUGUCGUGCAGUUGGUUAUCACUUACCAGACGGUGCUGAACGUGACGGGUAACCAGGACAUCUGUUACUACAACUUCCUGUGUGCCCACCCGCUGGGGGUCCUCAGCGCCUUCAACAAUGUCAUGAGCAACAUGGGUCACGUCCUGCUGGGUUUCCUCUUCCUACUGAUUGUCCUGCGCCGAGACCUUCUGCACAGGCACCUUCUCGAGGUCAAUGACACCUACGCCAAGGAUUAUGGCAUCCCCAAACAUUUCGGCCUCUUUUACACAAUGGGCGUGGCUCUGAUUAUGGAAGGGGUGCUGAGCGCUUGCUACCACGUGUGCCCCAACUACUCCAACUUCCAGUUUGAUACCUCCUUCAUGUACAUGAUCGCGGGGCUGUGCAUGCUGAAACUGUACCAGACGCGCCAUCCGGACAUCAACGCCAGCGCCUACGCCGCCUAUGCCUCCUUCGCCCUGGUCAUUUUCCUGGCAGUCAUGGGAGUGAUUUUCGGGAAGGACAACAUCUGGUUCUGGGUGAUAUUUUCCAUUGUCCACGUGGUGGGUUCCCUGGCGCUCAGCACUCACAUCUAUUACAUGGGGCGCUUCAGGAUUGAUGUGUCCAAUGCAGAUUUUGGCAUUUUCAAGCGCAUUGCCCAGGUGCUGUACACGGACUGUAUGCAGCAGUGCAGCCGGCCCAUGUACAUGGACAGGAUGAUUCUUCUCAUCGUGGGAAACAUUGUCAACUGGCUCUUCGCCAUAUUUGGCCUGGUGUUCCGGCCUCGAGACUUUCCCUCCUACCUGCUGGGCAUCUUCAUCUGUAACCUGCUGCUCUACCUGGCGUUCUACAUCAUUAUGAAGUUGCGCAGCUCAGAGAGGAUCCAGACGCUGCCGCUCUUCUGUAUCAUUGCCACGGCCGUUGUGUGGGCAGCCGCCCUGUACUUCUUCUUCCAAACCCUCAGCAGCUGGGAGCAAACCCCCGCGGAAUCCCGAGAGAAGAACCGCUCCUGUAUCAUCCUGCACUUCUUCGACGACCACGACAUUUGGCACUUCCUCUCUGCAACCGCCAUGUUCUUCUCCUUCCUGGUCCUCCUUACACUGGAUGAUGAUCUGGACGUUGUACGCAGAGACAAAAUCCCAGUGUUUUAAAGACCUUCCACUUAAGAACUUCUCCUCCAUGGAUCGAUUGAGAAGCUUGGUAACAAGCUGAAGCUGCUGCUACAGUAAAGCACUUUCCAGCUGUCCAACAGAAACAACUGGAGAGGAUGUUGGUGCCAAUAGCUGGAGAAAUGUUCUUAUUCUCUCCUUAGCCAACCGAUCUGCUGAUCAAAAGUCCAUACAUGCUGCCUACAAAUACUGCCAAACCCAGAGCUUGGUGCCCCCUAGCUGCCGGGCCGCUCAGCCCUAGCUUUUAUAUUACUGCACAAUGUACUCGAUGUUCUAAAAUUUGUGAAUCAGAUUCCCACAGCUGUGGGUCCAUAACUUAUUUCCUUCCCCAGGGCACCUCAGUGCGGGGCACGUCAGUAGAUUUGCUGCUUAAACUUGACAUUGAGUGGUGGGAUCCAACCCAGGACUUCAGCUGAUGGAAGAGACAGCAGGUACGGCUGAUAAAGAGCAGAUAUUUGUACCGUUGCCCAAUCAGAUCUGAGAAAAUAACCAAAAAGUAGUAAAGGACAACAUUACCACUGGA
This is a messenger RNA of Xenopus tropicalis (tropical clawed frog), 3258 nucleotides long. RefSeq names its product SID1 transmembrane family member 1 (gene sidt1). Gene Ontology annotation, cellular component: membrane. The record is from RefSeq and is a predicted model, not a curated record. The transcript is spliced from 27 exons. Bases 252 to 2717 code for a protein of 821 amino acids. Lineage: Eukaryota; Metazoa; Chordata; Amphibia; Anura; Pipidae.